Messenger RNA from Nerophis lumbriciformis (worm pipefish), 468 nucleotides. The record is from RefSeq and is a predicted model, not a curated record. NCBI's taxonomy places the organism in Eukaryota, Metazoa, Chordata, Actinopteri, Syngnathiformes, Syngnathidae.
AUGGCGGCGAACCGAGUGGGGCGGCGGGUCAACAAGGUGUGCAACCACCAGUCACCCAACCGGACCCGCGGCGGCGGAGAGCGUGAGCCGGGCGGCCACAGUCUGCAGCGGCGCCAGGCUCGAGUCACCGUCAAGUACAACCGCAAGGAGCUCCAGAGGAGGUUGGACGUGGAGAAGUGGAUAGACUGCGGCCUGGACGAGCUCUACGCGGGCAGGGAGGAGGACAUGCCAGAGGAGGUGAACAUUGACGAUCUACUAGACUUGAAGACAGAUGCUGAGAGGAGGCAACGACUGCAGGAGAUUCUUCAGUCUUGCAACAACAACACAGAGGCGUUUAUCAGCGACCUGGUGGCCAAACUUCACGGCCUCCAGAAGCAGGAGGAGCUGCACAACGAUGGUAUCGACCUACCGCAGCUACACAUAUACCCCGCCCGGACCGGAUCGGGUGACAGGGAUGUGCUGCACUGA